Molecule: messenger RNA, 969 nt
Organism: Diaporthe citri
Lineage: Eukaryota; Fungi; Ascomycota; Sordariomycetes; Diaporthales; Diaporthaceae
Exons: 1
Coding region: 1-969 (322 amino acids)
Biological process (GO): L-histidine biosynthetic process
Cellular component (GO): cytoplasm
Molecular function (GO): histidinol-phosphatase activity
Source: RefSeq, a predicted model, not a curated record
AUGGCCUUCACAAUGCAUUCCCACUCGGGACAGUUCUGCCCCGGGCACGCCAAAGACCAGCUUGAGGAUGUCAUACAGCACGCCAUUAGCAUCGGCUACAAGACACUGGCCCUGACAGAGCACAUGCCUCGCACCGGCCUCGAGGACCUGUACCCAGAGGAACUCGACGACCCCGAGGGCUCACUCGCAGCCCUCAUGCCCCGCCACGAGGCUUACCUAAUCGAGGCCCAGCGCCUGCGGGCAAAGUACGCCGACCAGGUCCACAUCCUCAUCGGCUUCGAGGGCGAGUUCAUCCGCCCGGAGGUGUACGGACCCCUGGUCCGUGAGCUGGCCUCCCACCCGGCCAUCGACUACUUCAUGGGCUCGCUGCACCACACCUGCGGCGUGCCUAUCGACUUCGACAAGGACUACUACGGGAAGGCGAGGGACGCCGCCGGCGGGACCGAGGAGCUCCUGUACGCGAGGUACUAUGACGAGCAGCACGCCAUGCUCACGGCGUUGGAGCCGAGGGUUGUGGGGCACUUCGACCUGAUCCGCCUGCUGAGCGAGGAGCCCGGGCGGGACCUGCGGACGGCUUGGGCUGACAAGGCGCCGGGGUCCGAGGGUACCGUGUGGGACAAGGUGGUGCGAAACCUCCGGGUGGUCAGGAGCUACGGCGGCUGGCUGGAGUGCAACAGCAGCGCCCUGCGCAAGGGCCUGGCCGAGCCGUACCCCGCGAGGCCAAUCGCCGAGGAGUGGCUCAAGAUGGGAGGCAAGUUCACCAUGUCAGACGACAGCCACGGCAUCGCACAGGUCGCCACAAACUACUUGCGGGCGCUGGAUUACCUCGAGUCCCUGGGAGUGACCGAGGUGUGGACCCUGGAGAAGCAGCCACACUCGGAAACCCAGGACGGGAAGAAAGCGACGCUGAAGGAGAAGAGCGUCACGCUCACCGAAUUCCGCCAGUGCCUGCUCAGCAAGAUGAACUAG